CCUGUUAGAAGCCACCAGAUCCACCACAAUUGCAAUCUUUGAGGAAAGAAAGAGUCAGAGGAUGAAAUAGCUAUAGCUAAUGUUAAUGUACUUCACUUCACUUUGUUAUAGAACAACUAAAAGUUAAUAAAUCAAACAAACACCCACAACUUCAAAACGCCACAACACAACUAAAGAGAUUCGAAAAUGGCGGAAAUUCAACCGGCGGAGGGGCAGAUAAAUGGCGGCGGAACCCUAAUUUUGAACUCAACUGAACCAAUCGGAACGAAGCGACAGAGAAGACCAAGUGUCCGAUUAGGUGAUAUUGGCGUCGACCCACCUUACGAUUCUCACGCCCGACGCAACAAUAAGAGCUGGAAACUCUCCUUCGAUCAUCAACGCAAGGAAAAAGAUUCAAUUGCUUCAGGUAAACCUUCAAAGAUUCGACCUUUAACUAAUUUGAGUUCGGUCGGUGAAUUCAAUGAAACCCUAGACGGUGAAGGGAAUAUUGAUAGUACUGUUGCAAUUGGUGGCUGGAAGGUUAAAGAAUCAAAGAAGAGAGGUUCUGUUGCUACUAAGAGAGUUAGAUCGAAUUGGGUUUCUAGAAUUGAUGAAACCGGUGGUGGUGUUGUUGAGGAAAAAUAUAGUGGUGCUGAAGAUGUGGAUGAUGGGUAUAGAGAAUUUGAUGUGGAAAAUUCGGAAAGUCCUUUGAAAGAACAAAGUCCUAUUCAUUCAAUGGAGAACUUAGGGAUUGAUGGGCAUAGAAGGAGUUUUAAGAGUAGGGAUCAUAAUGAUGGGAUUGAGUUAUCUGGGCCAUCUGAAAAUGGUGAUAGGAAUGACAAUGUUGGGAGGAUUAGGUUUGGUGAAGAUGGGAUUAGGAUUUGGCUUAAUGGGUUGGGAUUAGGUCGUUAUGCGCCCGUGUUUGAAGUGCAUGAAGUUGAUGAUGAAGUUUUGCCGAUGUUGACGCUAGAGGAUCUCAAAGAUAUGGGAAUUAAUGCUGUUGGAUCGAGAAGAAAACUGUACUGCGCUAUUCAGAAGCUUGGUAAGGGCUUCUCUUGAGUACUUAGAUUUACUUGUUUUUUGUUUUUUAGUACUAGCAGGGAAGGAAAGGAUUCUCGGCCAUAGCAAAAUUCAGAUGCAUGUCUGAACUGAGUUUUAAUAUGUUCUCCCAUGACUUUUUUUUAGACUUGGAAUCGUUAGGUUCUCAUUUGAGAAAUGUCCUUUUUAAAACCCAAUGCAAGUACAUAUAACUGCAAGUUUUGUUCGAGCAAUUUGUUGUUUUUUCAUUUCAUGAAGUAAUUCUAGUUGUAUUGUUGUUGUCAUUUGAUAACUCAGAAAGAUUAAUACGAGGUUAAAAAAUAAGCACAUUGUAGCACUCUUUCUUAGAAGGAAAGGGAAUUUAUGCCGCAUUGUGCUAUCCAUCGGAAUACCAAGGAUACAAUUGUCAGUCUUGCAUUUUUGUUAUGUAGACCUUGUUUACAACAAAAGUUGUGUUGGCUAAAUCAUUCAAUAUUUGAUGCAUCACCAGGUCAUAUUCAUAUACAAACAUCCUUGUGCCAUGUAAUUAAUUUACAUUUAAAGUGAUAUAUAUUGUCGAUUU
This is a messenger RNA of Medicago truncatula (barrel medic), 1579 nucleotides long. Its product is annotated as protein bicaudal C homolog 1. The transcript has 2 exons. Gene Ontology annotation, molecular function: protein binding. The coding region runs from base 187 to 1038 and encodes 283 amino acids. The record is from RefSeq and is a predicted model, not a curated record. NCBI's taxonomy places the organism in Eukaryota, Viridiplantae, Streptophyta, Magnoliopsida, Fabales, Fabaceae.